GUAAGUAACCAACCGUUUGAUGUUUGGCUAUGUAACUCAAUCGUAGCGUUACGAUAUAAACUUUUAGUUCCGAUUGUCAGAUUGUCAUAGUCUCACGGGAGCAUAGUUUGUUACUGUUUUGUUUUGGUUUUAUGCCUAAAUAAAAUGCCAAUAACUGGGGGUAUUGCAGCACCAAAAAUUAUACCAUUAAAGUCAGAAGAUAAAGAAACAUUACAAGGUUGGAUUGAUACCCAAACGUUUAUUGAAAUUGUAUCAGAUACACCAAACGCACGACUAUAUUUCACAACAAAUGGAAAAAAUCCUAACCCAUGGAAGAGAAAAGUUGAUGGUCGUGAAGUGACUUUUGUGUAUAAAGCUCCAUUCGCCCUUCGUCCUGGUAAAAGAGUUGUUAAAGCAAUAGCUGUUCACAGUGUAACAAAUGUGGAAAGUCAUACUGUCACACGAAAAUUUAGAGUUAUAGAUAGUGGUAAUAAAGAUAAACGGCUUCACAAUGGAGAUAAACCUACCGGCAUGGAAAGUGAUGAAGAAAAUUUAUCAAGUGAUGCUUUGGAAAUGCUUGAUAAUUAUGAUGAUGAUAACGAUGGUGUAAAUGGUAAUGUUUAUAGUCCAGCUAUAAUACGAAAACAAAAUGAUGACUACACAGAUGAUGUAAUUGAAAACUUUAUGCGUAGAAAUGCAGAUCAAGGUUUUGCAGCGACAAAUCAUUCAGGUACACAAAUUAAUCUAUGGGGUCAAAUGCCAGGUUUGAAUUGGGAUAUACGUACACCGAAUUCAAGUAAUAUUUCUGGUUCAUAUCCAAUGCUUAAUAAUAAUACAAUACCAUAUUGGUCUACACAACCAUCAAUAAAUAUGGAAAAUUUUGUAAGUCCACAACAAUUAAGCGCAAUAGCAAAUCAUCUUACACAAUGUAUUGAUCAAACACGUCAUAUGACUGUGACAGAAGUUCGAGAACUUAUGAAACAAGUAACAGAGAAAAUGACACCAAAACAAAAUGAUUCUGUUAAUUCUAUAAAUCAAUCAUUAUCAACAAUAAGUCAAGGAAUGGGUAAUAUAAAUGAACAAAUUGAACAUGUAAAAUAUCAUUUAAUUGAAUACAUAAAACGAGAUAAGGUAUUUGCAGGACUUUUAUCACAAGCUAAAAUUGGUAAUGUAAUCUCUGCAGAUUUCGAUGAAAAUGAAGAUAGCUACUUAUUAACAAUCCAUCUUGAUAAACCAAUUAAAACUAAAAAACCCCAUAGAGAUUCUCAAGAUUCAGGAAAAAAAUCAAAUCAAAAUAAAUCAAUGGGACCGCUUAAAACACCAACACCUAACAGACCAAGUUCCCUUAACAAAGAAAAUAUUCCUUAUUCACCAGAAAAGACAAGUCAAAAAGACGAUAAUACUGAAGAUACUAAGUCGGGUUCUGUUGAUAUAUCUACACAUGAUCAGUACCGUGAUGUGGAAGAAUACCCACUCGAACCAACUUUAAAACCAUCAGCUAAUUUUGAUGUUGAUAAAGAUUGUGAACAAUUACAUCAAGCUAUGGCUGGAAUGGGAACUAAUGGAAAAUCAUUAAUUGAAGUGAUGGGUCAUCGAUCUUCUGAACAACGAGUAACUAUAACACAAAAAUAUAAAUCAAUGUAUGGUAAAGAUUUAACCUCGAAAUUUAAGUCAGAAUUAAGUGGAAGUUUUUAUGAUUGUAUGGAAGCUUUAUGUUAUUCACCAGUUGAAUUUGAUUCACGUGAACUGCGUAGAUCAGUGAAAGGAGCUGGUACGGAUGAAGAUGCUUUAAUUGAAAUUUUAUGCUCUAGAACAAAUGCACAAAUUAAGCAAAUUAAAGAGACUUAUUCUAAAAUAUUCCCUAAUCGUGAUUUAGAGAAUGAUGUAAAAAGUGAUACAUCACGUCAUUUUAAACGUGUAUGUGUUGCUCUAUUACAAGGUGAUAGAGAUGAAUCAUUAAAAGUAGAUAUGGAACUUGUUCGUAAAGAUGCAGAAAAUUUAUAUAGAGCAGGUGAACAAAAAUUAGGGACAGAUGAAUCAAGGUUUGUUCAAAUAUUGAUUUCACGGUCAUUUGCUCAUUUACGUUUAUUAUUCGAAGAAUAUUCAACAAUUGGUAAAAAGAAUAUUGAAGAUACUUUAAAAUCAGAAAUGCAUGGUGAUACACUUCGAGCAUUUUUAUCUAUCGUUUCUUGUAUUAAAAAUAAACCGAAAUAUUUUGCUGAGAAAUUAGAAAAAUCAAUGAAACGAUUAGGAACUGAUAAUAGAACACUGAUACGUAUUAUUGUAUCACGUUGUGAAGUUGAUUUAGGCAUAAUUAAAAAAGAAUUCUCAAGUUUAACUGGUAAAACAUUAGAAUCUUAUAUACAUGAUGAAACAAGCGGUGAUUUACGUCUAAUACUAUUAGCUUUGGUAGGAGCAUAAAACUUGGUUGUUAUUACCACAAUGAGAUAAUCCUAUCUUUUCACAUCUAUCAAACAAAAGGCUGUGAUUAAUUUUUCCUUCAAUAUAUUCAUCAACUUAAUCUGUGAUCUAAAAAGAAACCGUAAAUCAAUAUAAAUUUCCUUUUUCGAAAAUUUUAUUUUAAUAUCACACCAGGGG
Molecule: messenger RNA, 2577 nt
Organism: Schistosoma haematobium
Lineage: Eukaryota; Metazoa; Platyhelminthes; Trematoda; Strigeidida; Schistosomatidae
Product: Annexin A6
Exons: 14
Coding region: 145-2400 (751 amino acids)
Cellular component (GO): cytoplasm
Molecular function (GO): calcium ion binding; calcium-dependent phospholipid binding
Source: RefSeq, a predicted model, not a curated record